UAGCACAGAACGUCGACAGCGCCUGAGUUUGAAUGUGUUCCGGAAAUGACAAACAACUUGGCAACGUUCUGCUGAGGAAACUAGUACAAUGCAGGUAGCUAAUUUAUGAUAGAAACCUGGUGGUAUUUGGGUAGUUCAUCGAUAAUGAAAACGUAAGUUUGGAUUUUGGGUGCGUUAUAGGGUUUUAACCGAAGACAACCUCUUGACAGGAUCAUCAUGGUGCGAAGGAAUUGCUAAUUUGGUUUAGCUAGCCAACGUAAUAAGACUGCAGCUGGACCACAAGGCUAGCCUGGAAAUCAGAAAUGCGCUUCAUAAUGACAUGUUAUCGAAUACGUCAACAUUCGUUUUAAGAUGCUAUAGAUCCUUUUAGUUUUAGUGGACGUAACUCCUGAGCUGUUCUGAUGAUCAAAUUCACGCGAGGGCGUCACAUGUUUGGUGAAAGUGAUUAAAUUAGAAAGUUUAGGCAGCAAACUCGAGUUGCAGAUUUAUUUCCCCUCUUUUUCUGGCGGGGGAUAAGCGAACACAAGGGGCUGAAAAGGUUAGUUUCUGAGUGCAAGGCAGAAUUUUCUUUGAAGAUGAAAGUCCUGGAGAGAAAUGUGAUGCGUUUAGUGGCGGUGCAAGAGCUCAGAACAGCCUACGGGAUAAAGACAAAGAACUGGAACAAAAACAAAGCCCUCAGCACCAAGUCCACCAGUAACCAAGCAAAGGUGUUUGGUGUCUCCUUGGACAGCCUACCAUGCUAUAAUAUGGAAUGUGGAAGUGUGCCAGGCUUUCUGGUGGAUUCAUGCAUGAAGCUGCAAGCACAUGUCGACACAGAGGGCCUGUUCAGAAAAUCCGGCUCUGUAGUUCGCCUAAAAGCUCUCAGGGCUAAAUUGGAGGUUGGAGAGGAGUGCCUGUCCUCUGCUCUGCCCUGUGAUGUGGCAGGAUUAGUGAAACAGUUCUUCAGGGAACUUCCAGAGCCUGUGCUUCCUACAGAGCUGCAGGACGCCUUUCUAAAGGCCCAGCAGCUUCCUACGGACCAGGACAGGACUGCUGCGACCAUGCUGCUGACCUGUGUGCUGCCAGACAAAAACAUCUGUGUCUUACAUUACUUUUUUGACUUUCUACGGAAUGUUUCAUUAAGGAGUGCAGAAAACAAAAUGAAUAGCAGUAACUUAUCUGUGAUUUUGGCUCCCAAUCUCCUUCACUUUGGCGAAGGAGCAGAGAAGAUGAACGCAAACACAGAAAAACGCCUCAGACUACAGGCUGCAAUAGUCCAGUGCUUCAUAGAGAAUGCAGACAAUUUUGGUGUUUUACCAGACUUUCUUCAGGAGAAAGUUCCUGCCAUGAUGGGCUAUGAAGGGGGAGUUUUGACUCCCACUCAUGACUCGGAAGAGCUGGACUUGAAUUUCGGGACAAAGAGGAAACACAGGCGUAGCUUUGGAGAUGUGAUCAGUGGUGCACUGAAUAAAAUAAAAACUAAUAGAACACCCACCAAAGUCAAUCAAGCAGACAGCCUUGUCUUUUCCUCUGCAACUCACGUGAUUGCGACACCAUCAAGUAAACGCAAGCCUCCUUUGGAAUCCGCUCACUCUUUGGGAUUUUCAAACAAGAAACGUAGAUCUGUCAAAAAGAACCUUGGGUUAGAACUACUUUCUAACACUUUGUUCAGCGGAAACAGUACUCCAGCUUCAGCUUACAGCGCUUCCGGAGUCUUGGACUCUUCCUCUAGUAGCGUGCUGUCAGCAGGAAGGUCUCGAAGACAAACUGCAGCCUCUGGAAGCAGGAAGAGCAAAAGACGAAGCGGUAGAAAUGUUAUAAACAGGGUUGAAUCUGGAAGGUCUGGCUGCUUUUCUCCUAAAGUUAGCAAAAAAGAAGCUCCACGCAAGUCAAUGCGCUUGCGUUUCAGCCUGGGGAAGAACAGCAAAGACUCUGGAUCUAAGUCCAUCGGUUUGAGACUCGCCAAGCAGGAAAGCAACACCAGUUUCCAUUUUGCUGAACCGACAGAGUUCAGUCCGUCAGUUUAUUCAAGAAAAGCCGAAUCCCAAAGCUCCAAGUACAUCAGCAGGUCUGAAGAUAACCUGCUCACCCCAAAGUGUGACCCAAGACUCAACCGGACCCCGUGGAGCGGUGAUACUCCUGUUGGGGUGAAGGCUUUCAGCGAGGGCUCCUUCACUGACACCCCGAUGCGUGCGUGUCUUAAGAGCACUUACGUGUCUGAGCCGACCGUUACCGCGUCCAAACUUCCUGCUGGAAACAACCUGCCCAUGACGCUGUGCUGUGCCGCCAGCGCCGAGAGCCUCGACGGGGGAAGCAGCACGGAAACUCUGAGGCAGAGCCUUUCACCGGUGCUGAAAACGGUCUGCGGGCAGUCUUCUGCUGACGUCCAAACUGUUGAACUGGACUCAGACAGCCUUCCCAACGCUCCAAAUGAGACCUCCGUCAAAGCUUUGACUGUGGCCUUCAAGACCCCCAACCUUCCAUCUAAGCAGAGCUUUGUGGCGGAUGAGCAGAGCUUCACUUUAGGUCAAAUCGAGUUUGCUGCUCUCACUCCAUUGCAUAUAGAUAGUGUAGUUUUUGAUUCCAGCCUACAUUAUAGUCCAGACGGUGGCUCUGUGGUUGAUUCACUUGAAACAGAGAGGGAGCAGAUAGACUGCAGCAGGCUCAUCGAUGCUCUGGACAUCCAGAGUCCGGCUCGUUUCAAACACCACGUCUCCUCUGGACCGCAGUCCACUCCGUACAAACCAGGUGUUGAAACCAAAGAUGACCGAUUUCCACCAACCAGGCCAGGUUUUGUUGUCAGUCUGUUACACGAGAGAUCUGGAAUUUCAAAACCAGUCCAAAACCAACAAGCCGUGUCCCCUCAAAAGGCCAGAGUGGCAGACCACAUUCAACACUUCAACAAGCUCACGCUUUAUUCUCCUCCAGGUUCCAAGACCAAACAAAUCAGGUCGCCUCUCAAGUUCCAGCGCACUCCAGUCCGGCAGACGGUGUGCAGGAUCAACUCUCUUCUAGGAGACAGCAGGAGACCCAGGAAUAACGCGGUAUUUGGCGUUGGCCAGAGCCCUCGUGUGGCCAAGACUGUGAGUCUAGAAAGCGGGCUGUCCCCUCACCCACAGCCCCAGCAGAGACGACCACAAACACGACUGUUAAAUAGCAGGACCACUGCUAAGAAUCCACCUGCUGUUCCGCCAAAAAAGCUGGCAACCCUGGACAGAAUUCCUAAAUCCUGCGCCCUGGGGGAUGUCACCAACAAGGCUCAACAAAAGACGAAAGUGGAGAGCUCCGCCUCCACUCCAUCUGAAGCGCAGAAGCUGCUUUUGCAGCAGGUAACAGAGAAGGACACACCCCACUACAGGGGAUCCCCCAAAAACCCUCUCAACCAAGGAAACCUGCUGUCUGCAAUGAAACCAAUUGAUUUAUAACCGCCUUUCUCCAAUUUUUGUGCUUUUUUUUGUGUUGCUAUGCAGAUCCGUCUGGUAAGACCACAUAAAAUAAACUUUGUGACUCAUUCAGGGUCCUAAUUUAUUUUUUGUAGCUACAGCAGAGGUACCUUUUUCGUUGUUGAUUUGUAUUGGGAGAUAUUCUGUUUUACAUCCAGUAAAUUCCAUGUCACAUAAGAUAGCAUUUUACUUUAGUCUUGGAAUAAAGCUAUAUUAUAAAGUGGGAUUGGCAGAAUGGCUGGAAUUUUUCUAUCAGGUGUAUUUAUUGUUUUACAUUCCUGUUUUUAACUGAAAAGGACAUGUCAGACAUCUAACUUGAUUUUUUUUUUCUCAGAACGAAUAUUUUACUGCUUUUGGACAAGUAAAGCACCUUGUGAUGCAUGUUAUGUAAAAAAAAGAGAACAUUUGCCAAACAGUGUUGAAGAAAAGAUUUGCCUCUGGUGUUUUUACACUCAUUUCACAGAACCUUCAAAAAUGAACGUUUGCUUUGAACUGCUUCACUAAAAUAAAAUAAUACAAAGUCUUA
Messenger RNA from Oryzias latipes (Japanese medaka), 3948 nucleotides. It is a transcript of the gene arhgap11a, whose product is annotated as Rho GTPase activating protein 11A. Gene Ontology annotation, biological process: signal transduction. Lineage: Eukaryota; Metazoa; Chordata; Actinopteri; Beloniformes; Adrianichthyidae. The record is from RefSeq and is a predicted model, not a curated record. Gene Ontology annotation, molecular function: GTPase activator activity.